UCCAAAGAAAAAAAAAAAUGAACAAAGAAUAAACGAGCAUUUUACCACAAAUUUCGGAAGGUAUGUAAGCCAUUAAUCUAAUUUGUUCCUCCGUCUCUCUUUCCUCUCAUUGAAUGUUGAAAAGUGCAUCGAUUAUUUUUUUCUCCUAUUCUCAGUUAUUCACCAGAUGAACAUGAAAGAAGCAAGAUCUUGAUUACUAACGGUUUGCAAAUAGCGAGGAGAAAUGGCUGAAGAGAUUAUCAGUGAAAGUCAUUCUUCUCGUGAAGAAGAACACGUUGCUCCAAAUGUUGCUCGUUUUGCAAGAAAACAAGGAGGAUGGACAGCCAUCGCAUAUAUUCUUGGAAAUGAAUCGUUUGAGAAAUUGGCGUCUGUAAGUUUGAUAUCCAACAUGACGACUUAUUUGCGAACCAAAUACAAUAUGGGGGGAGUUUUUUUGGUGAAUGUGGUUAGUAUAUGGUCUGGCUUCACCAACAUUACACCUUUGGCUGGUGCGUAUUUGGCUGAUGCUCGUCUUGGCAGGUUCCCCACUCUCCUCUUUGGUUCCCUUGCUGCUUUCCUGGGGAUGGGACUGGUAACAUUAACUGCUGGAAUUGAUAAACUCAGGCCACCUCGUUGUCAAGGCAAUAUACAUUGUGAAGAACCACAAAGUUGGCAGCUUGCUUACCUUUAUAUAGGGCUUGGAUUUAUGGCUAUAGGUUCGGGAGGUAUCCGAGCCUGCAACAUCGCCUUUGGGGCUGAUCAAUUCGAUACAAAUACUGAGAAGGGAAGGGCUCAGCUCAAAAGUUUCUUUAAUUGGUGGUACUUCUCGUUCACUAUAGCCCUUAUCAUUGCCCUUGGAGUUGUUGUCUACAUCCAGACCAAUAUCAGCUGGUUUAUUGGCUUCCUAAUUCCAACUUGCUGUUUAGCCGUUUCUAUUGUUAUUUUCUUGAUUGGUCGUAGAACGUAUAUUCGCCUGAAGCCUCAAGGAUGUGUUUUUAUCGACAUGGCAAAGGUUAUAAAUGCAGCUUGCAGAAAGAGACAUGUUCUUAUUGUACCAACAGCAAGUUCCCUUUAUGAUCAUGCCACCAAGGAAUCGGAAAAUGAGCUAUCGGUGCUUAGGCACACGGACAGAUUCAAGUGCCUGGAUAAGGCCGCUAUUAUUGUUGAUCGCAGCAGCGAAUUGAAUGCUGAAGGAGUUGCUAAAGAUAACUGGAGACUCUGCAGCGUUGACCAGGUGGAAAGAUUGAAAUGCGUUGUGGGAAUUCUACCCGUGUGGGUGGCUGGUAUCACUUGUUUCAUCACCAUGGAACAGAUGAGUACUUUCGGGGUUCUUCAAGUAAUUCAAUCCAACACAAAAGUUGGGAAUUUCAAUAUUCCACCAGGCUGGAUGGGAAUAGCAUCCAUGAUUUCCCUGGCCAUCUGGAUUUUCAUCUACGAGUGUGUAUACAUUCCCAGUGCAUCGAAAAUCUCUAAGAAGGAAGCCAGAUUGUCCCUGCAAAUAAGAAUCAAAAUAGGCAUAGUCAUGGCAAUUCUUUGCUUAUCAGUAGCUGCAUUUGUUGAAACAAGGCGUCGAGACUUGGCCCGGAAAGAAGGCACAUUCAUCUCUCCACUCAGCGUAGGGUACUUUUUGCCUCAGUUCAUCCUAUCAGGAUUGACAGAAGCCUUUGCCGCUGUCUCUGUCAUGGAAUUCUUGAAUAACCAAGUACACGAGACAAUGAGAAGUGUGGCUGGGGCAAUCUUUUUCUUGAGCUUAAGCAUUGCCAGCUACCUCAACACCCUCAUUGUCAAUCUCGUCAAGUUGUUGAGCGAGCUACAUGGCAGAAAGGCGUGGCUUGGAGGCCAUGACCUUAAUGACAACAAGCUAGAACGUUUUUACCUAGUUAUUGCUGGCUUGGGAGUACUAAACUUCAUGUACUUCCAUUUCUUCGCCAGCCAUUUCAUUCAAACUUUCGAAGAAUCAAAGAGGAGAAAGACUGUCUUGGAGGAGCGCGUUGAUUAUGUCGACCUGCCUGAAAAGAAACCAUGAAAAAUAAAGCAAAUUAAGUAAAUCUCUUACGACAACCCAAACUAUAUAUAAGUUCGUUCAUUUAAGUUCUUCUCAAUGUAAUACUAUAGAAUUCUGGAUCACUUUAAGUUCUCCCAUAUUUUUUUAUUGACGUGUAAAUCUCAGAGAAAGAAACUAACAUGUAUGAAACUUGGUAAAGUAAUAGCUCGUGUGAGAUCCCUUUCAUUGUUAUGAGGACAUCAGAUUCCACGUGAAAAUAAAGAGGGAGAAUUGUGGUAGGCAGAAGGUCAAUACUCACUCCCUCUCAAAUUUCCUAAUUUUAUUUUCCGUUUACUUAUUUUUUUCAUUAAUAAAAAAGAAACAAUUUUUUUUUUCA
Messenger RNA from Capsicum annuum, 2360 nucleotides. Its product is annotated as protein NRT1/ PTR FAMILY 2.8. Gene Ontology annotation, molecular function: transmembrane transporter activity. The transcript has 3 exons. Gene Ontology annotation, biological process: transmembrane transport. Gene Ontology annotation, cellular component: plasma membrane. Lineage: Eukaryota; Viridiplantae; Streptophyta; Magnoliopsida; Solanales; Solanaceae. Bases 224 to 2005 code for a protein of 593 amino acids. The record is from RefSeq and is a predicted model, not a curated record.